AUGGGAAUCAUUGAUCAAGUCAGAGCCAAACCAACACUUGAUACCUCCUGGGAAGCAUUCAGAGAUAAGAGGGAGAUUCCCAACGGACUCUACCUGUUCUCCAAGGUUGACCCUCCAGAGGUAGUAGCCUACUAUCUACAGAACUUUUCCAAUCAAGGGGUGUAUAUCUCUGAAUUCAUAGUGGACUGGCUACCUGAGCAUCCACCAAACUUUAUGAAGAGGAUGCGAGAGCCCUAUGAGAAGUCCAAGAAGGAAAAGAAAGCUAAGCUGGGAGAAUCCUCUGGAUCAAGACCCCCAGUUCCUCUGGUUGGCUCUCCGGGUAAGUUUUUAUCUCUCCCUCCCUCUGUCAAAAUUAAACCAAUUGCUUCUUCUCUUCCCCAAACAACUCCCAUUUACACCUCUACUGAAACUCCUCCCUCAACCACCAGAUCUUCUAACCCAUCUUCUCUGAAAUUCAACCUCACCACCACAACAUUACUAGUUUCAGAAGCAGAAAUGUUGAAUGAAACCACCUCACCAUCUCCUCAAUCCCCACCUUACUACGAACUCUCCUCUAAUACUGAACCAUCUGACCCUCAAUCCCCCACUCUGGCUCAGCUCCAAGCCCGUACUAUGGCCUCUCAACAACCAUCACAUCCUGAACCUGAACCUGAAGUCACUUCCCCACCUCCGGAACAUCCAAAUCCAACCACAUCUGAACCACAACCAACCCACUCUGAACCACAACCAUUUGAACCAACCCACUCUAACAUACCAUCACCCAUCACUUCCGCUGACCUAACAACUCCCACACUUAAUCUAAGUUCCCCCAUCUCACCCUCCUCACCCUCCCCAGCCUCUGCCACUGAACCAGAAACUACCCUUCCUACCCUUGAAAAAGCAAUCCAGGUUUUUGCAGAGUCUUUAGUUGAGAAGGUCAAGUCUCUGACCAUCAACUCUGGUAUCAGUUAUGAUCCCUCUGCUGCUGAGGCAAAAGAUAAAGCCGACGCUGAAGAAGUAGCUCGCAUUGCUGAAGAAGUUGCUGCCAAAGCCAACGCUGAUGAACUGACUCAGGGGGAACACUCCAACUCUGGGUUUGUCCCUCUGGUUUUGAAAACUCUAGAGGAACUGCAGAAAGAACAACAAAUAGUUCGAGCCAGGCUAGAUCAACAGGACUCUAUCAAUGUUAACAUUCAGAACAUGUUGUCCUAG
Lathyrus oleraceus (garden pea) is the source of this 1191-nucleotide messenger RNA. RefSeq names its product extensin-like. NCBI's taxonomy places the organism in Eukaryota, Viridiplantae, Streptophyta, Magnoliopsida, Fabales, Fabaceae. The transcript has 2 exons. The record is from RefSeq and is a predicted model, not a curated record. The coding region runs from base 1 to 1191 and encodes 396 amino acids.